Messenger RNA from Penicillium brevicompactum, 951 nucleotides. RefSeq lists its product as uncharacterized. The record is from RefSeq and is a predicted model, not a curated record. The coding region runs from base 1 to 951 and encodes 316 amino acids. The transcript has 2 exons. Lineage: Eukaryota; Fungi; Ascomycota; Eurotiomycetes; Eurotiales; Aspergillaceae.
AUGCAAGAAAUGGAUAACAAGACCGGUCCCCCAUGGGGUCACAUGGCUCUUGAGCAGUACUUCAUCACAGAAUGGAAAUGGAUUUCAAAGGAAACCCCGGAUCAACAGCGAGCAAGGCUAGUCAAGCAAUUCAUCGACUUGCAACAUAUUCCGAGGGCAUGGGCAGAGGUACACUUGGGCGAUACAAGUACGCUUCGUGUGCCUACAAUGGAGGAAAUCGACAUCAUUCUCCGGCCCUAUCGUCCUGACAUUCUUCGAUGGCACGGAUAUAACAUGUAUCAUAACAUGUAUCUAGACCACCAGGCGCCAGUUCUACUACGCACGUACUACAGCACCGAUCAAUUCUGGCGUCCUAAGCAUGACAAAGUGAUGAAAGAAUGGGCCGAUUCGGACGGGUAUAAGGACCAGUCCUGGUGGGGUGUCCUUGACAAUCAAGAAUAUUUCGACUUUGGGUCGAACUGGCGGAGAAUCUACGAUAUUCUGCCCGAGGUCAGUAACCCAAUUCCAUGGAGAAGUGAAAUUGCCGGUUUGGCAACCCGAGGUUGUUCGCCAGAAUUUGUUGAUGGCCCUCUACGCUCAAUGUUCAAAAACGAUAUCGCCUUUACGAAAGACGACGACCCUACAGCGUGGCACGAGAAAAGAGACACGUUAAUUGAGUCCGCUGGGGCUCUAUUGCAAAACGAAGUUGUGGACACAUAUCUGUUCAUCGCAGACUUGGAAGCCUUUGAAUCGAACCGCCUGCGGCUACUCUAUCUGGAUCCUUUUCGGAACAUUGUUCGGGAGGGCCGUCUGGAUGCCGAAGGGGAGGGCAUAGGGUAUGUCAUGGACUCAUGGGCAGGGUCCCUACCAUUGUACAGGCAUUCCGUGGCUGGAGAUAAAUAUCGAGUGAAUGGAGAAUUGGGUAAGGUUCUCUAUCAAUUGACAGAGGAGGACCUUGCAGACCCCAAGUGA